AUGCUGCGGUUGGUGGCAGCUUGCCCUGCGCCAUGUUCGGUGUGCACCAAAGACGUAACCCUCUGUCACCAGUUAACCUAUAUAGUAGCAGCCCCUGUGACCACGAGAGUUUUGAUCAUCACUGAUGGAUCCCUUUCUUCUAUAGAGAGCACAAAUCUGUCUCUCCUGUUUAAUCUUGCCCUGCUCUCCUUGAGCAGAAAUGGCAUUGAGGAUGUGCAGGAAGAUGCCCUCCAUGGCCUUUCAAAGCUGCGGACGUUGUUGCUGGAGCACAAUCAGAUAUCCAGCUCCACACUCUCGGAUCACACCUUCAGCAAGCUGUGCAGCCUGCAGGUGCUGGUGCUUAGCAAUAACGCCCUCCAGACCCUGCGAGGAUCCUGGUUCAAGAACAACAGGCGCCUGACCCGGCUCCAGCUGGAUGGGAAUCAGAUCACUAAUCUGACAGACAGUUCUUUCGGAGGCACAAAUCUCCACAGUCUCAGGCGUCUGGAUUUAUCUAACAAUUUUAUUUCCUACAUUGGGAAGGACACCUUCCGGCCCCUGCCUCAGCUACAGGAAGUGGACCUUUCCCGAAAUCGGUUGGCCCAAAUGCCAGAUGUUUUUACUCCACUGAAGCACUUAAUCCUUCUGAGCUUAGAUAAGAACCAGUGGAGCUGUACUUGUGAUCUCUACCCCCUUGCCCGGUUUUUAAGAAACUACAUUAAGUCCUCUGCUCACAAGCUCAGAAAUGCCAAAGCCCUACAUUGUCAGCCACCCGCCGCUGCUGUGGCCGGUGCAAAGAGCGUGCUACGGCUGUCUGACACCAACUGCGAUCCCAAGGCUUCCAACCUCACUCUGAUUCUAAAGGACAGAAGUCCCCUCCUCCCAGGGCAGGAUGUGGCCCUGCUCACUGUCCUGGGCUUUGCAGGAGCUGUUGUUCUCACUUGCCUAGGUUUAGUUGUAUUUAACUGGAAACUUCAACAAGGCAAAGCAAAUGAACACACAUCAGGAAAGCUUUGUUGCAGAACCUGUGGUGAAUCCCUGUGUGCUCAUGAGACAAGAUAUCACCACACUAAGGGAUACUGUAACUGCCGCUUAACCCAGGAAAAUGAGAUAAAGGUCCAGUCCAUUGUGGGGUCCAGAAAGGAAAUGGCAUUUUUACAGGAAAGCAGCCACCAAGCAGCACUGACCUCUGAAUCCACAGCCAUUGAAAGGUUACACAGAAACCUGAAAGGAAAGGACCAUGAGGCAGAUGGCACUUAUAUCUGCCUUGGUGGCAGAUUGCUGCAGUCGGGUUGUUCAGCCCCUCCUGGGAAUAUGGCAGCUUUUAAUGAAGCGGGCUUACUCACAAGAUACUAUCCAAAGAUAGUUGAAAAUCUAAGGAAUCUUGAGCCUGGGGAAGUCCAACCUCAAACUCUGCCACAGCAUGUAACAAGAACACUAGAUAUCAGCAGUGACACAUUUAGUAGAAGAUACGCAACAGGAGCUUCAGCUUUGGCAAGAGAAAGUCUUGAAAAGCAUUUAACAAAUGAAUCAUGGCAGCUUCCAAUAGAAAAAGAAGACAAUGGCUUACAACCUCACAGGCAGCAGCAUUUUAUUACCAGCUCAUCAUCCAAGCCUUAUGAGCCUGAAGAACACUAUGUACAAAAGACCUUACAAAAAUAUGAAUCAAAAUACUAUGAUCCUUGUGAACUGUUAAAACAGAGCAGGCCCCGGGAUUUCCAGCCAAAAAAAUCUCUUAUCUGUAAGUAUGUGCCCUAUGACCAAUUUAAAGAUUAUGUGAAAGAAAAGAAGCCACAUAGUCGAGAACAUUCAAAGUCUAAGAACGAGCAAAUCCAAAUUUAUAGUGCAAUAGAAAAAUUCCUUACGAGUGAGGGCAAUACGGAGAUAUCGGGGUUAUCAACAAAUAUCAAGAAAACAUAUUCCCCUAGGAGUGUUAGCUUCCAUGAUCCUGGUUUAGUUGAAAAAAAUAGGCUGGAGAUGUCACCCAAAACAUCAACCCAUUCAAAACAGCAAAAAACUCAAAGUGAGCGUCUGACCACCUUGAAUCUCAAAAAAGGUAGCAGUGCGCAAGAUAGAAGCAAAGGAGGAAAAUGGCUUACUGGUACACAGAUUCUGAAAGAAAAAGGGAUCAAUCAAUCUGAUCUCAGAGGGAAAAUCAGAAAGCAAAAUUUAAAGAUAAAAUUAAAUUUACACCCUUUUAGAAAAGCCAGAGUCCACCCAGAAAAAUCCUUACCAGAACUCCCUUCAAAAUGCGAGCAAGUAUUGUUACCUCCUAAUAAAUUAUCCAGAGCUUCUAAGAAAGAAGCCAAAAUAAACCUUCUGUCAUCUGUAGUUUUUCCCCACCAGCCAGAGAGUAACAACUAUGCUGCACUCACUUCAAAGAGAUUGCCUCUCAAACAUGCCUCAAAUGAGACCCCAUAUUACAAAAAACACACUAAAAAAGCUCCUCUGCUCACAGCUAACAAUGUACCUGUAGUCAACCAUAGCUCCCUGGAAGGCAAUCGUCACCCUCCUGGCCUCAUUUCUGAUGGAAGCCAAGCAACACUGCCUGGCCUCAUAGCCCCUGCAGCUGAACACAGGCACUCACACCCUCCAUUCUCGACUGAACAAAUGGAAGGUGCAACUCACCUGGCCUUGGUAGGUUCCAGUUCUUCACCAGGUUCUCAGAAAAAUACAGGCAGUGAUGUUUUAGCAUCCUGCCAUUCCAGGAGGACUACUGACCAAGAGGCAACACAACUCACUGAGCACACCGAGCAGGACAAAUCAGAGACCAGUGUGCUAACCCAGUUUUCUUUGUCCUUGGAAAAUCCAACCCAACCUGUCGGCGACCACAAGACUGACACCUACAAGGAACAUACUGUAGAUCAAAAUCAAACGUUGCGGCAUGAAGUGCAACAUUCAAGUCAUGAAGAACUUGGAAAUGAAGAAAAAAUAUUAGUGAAAGAAUGCAAAAUAUCACAUCAGAUUACAGAAAAUUGUUUUAUGGACGAGGGAACAGAUGUAGGGAAAAAACUUCCUAAGACAGAAACAUGUGAUUUCUCUCUCAUUCCCCAAACACAAUCCAAGGGCAACCUAACAUUUACGAAGGUGAAUUCUAUUGCAUCCCAAAAUAGGAUGGAACUUCCCAAGGAUAUCAGUACUUCCCUUAGUACUCAAGCCAUCUCACAUCUAACCAAUAGUAGCGAAAAAGAAACUGAUGGCACGAAUGCAUUGCCUAGAGAUGAAGGCACCCAAGCACUAGAGAUAAAAAUAGUAGGAAAAGAAGAGGAAAAAAUGCCUGAUAAGAGCAAGGCAAAUGCUAGCAUGUUAAUGCAGACCGGACAGAUGACCUUAAAAGGCACGACAAAAGGAAAGCAGCAAACUUGGGAAAAUGGAAAAAGUAAAAAUCUCAUGUUACACGGUUCAAGUACUGUUGAGGCUACAAUUACAGCUGAGGAUUUGAGUGUUAUAAGUUGUCAGGAAACUGAAAAUAGACAACCUUCUAGUGAAAUAGAUCUUCAAAUAAAUAGUAAUAUGCAUGAUUUGAGAGAGGCUCUAAAUACUCAACCAGAUCAAGAUAGCAGUGCACAUAAAGAAGGCGCAAUGGCAUCGGAGACACUUGAAGCACUCCCCCCACUACCAGAGGUAAAAGGCUUUAGUUUUGAGGCAGAAAAGGAGGUGCCUCUAAUUCCUAGAAGAAUAAAUGAAGCUGAAAACUCUGCUCUAAAGCAUACACUGCAUCCACCAUUGGCUGAAUAUGCUAAUACAUCACCUUUGGAGGCAGAACAAAGUGAACAAAAUAACUCAAAUAAUAAUCAUUUUCUACUUUAG
Molecule: messenger RNA, 3789 nt
Organism: Phyllostomus hastatus (greater spear-nosed bat)
Lineage: Eukaryota; Metazoa; Chordata; Mammalia; Chiroptera; Phyllostomidae
Gene: LRRC53
Product: leucine rich repeat containing 53
Cellular component (GO): plasma membrane
Molecular function (GO): protein binding
Source: RefSeq, a predicted model, not a curated record